GCCGCCAAAAACGGACAUCUAGCCGCUGUCAAAGCUCUCUUGAACCAGGACAAGACCACUCUUCGUAAAGAAGAUCGGAAAGGAUGUACACCGCUGUCCUUGGCUGCUUCGACACCGCUCUCGGUCGCGGCUACUAAAGGCCACGAAAGCGUCGUUUUACUUUUGCUCAAACAUGGGGCCUAUGAUCUAGGCAAAGGAGGGACUGACAGAUAUCUUCUCUCAUGGGUAGCUGGUCAUGGAAUGACAGAAGCCCUCAAGUCACUGCUAGAAAUGCCUGAAAUCAUUGUCGACUCCCUGGAUGGAUCAUAUCGCACACCACUGUCAUGGGCUGCUGGAAACGGUCAUUCCGACGUAGUUACACAACUACUUGACCCAAAGAGGCGAAAUGGUCUCGUGGCAAAUGUCAACUCUGGAGAUUUUGAUAACCGGACCCCUCUCUCGUGGGCAGCAGCCUCUGAGCAUGAGGUUGUGGUCAAAGCGCUACUAAGUUAUGGA
Messenger RNA from Hyaloscypha bicolor E, 495 nucleotides. RefSeq names its product ankyrin. Gene Ontology annotation, molecular function: protein binding. NCBI's taxonomy places the organism in Eukaryota, Fungi, Ascomycota, Leotiomycetes, Helotiales, Hyaloscyphaceae. The record is from RefSeq and is a predicted model, not a curated record. The annotation marks the transcript as partial. The transcript is spliced from 2 exons.